Pollicipes pollicipes is the source of this 3105-nucleotide messenger RNA. RefSeq lists its product as uncharacterized. NCBI's taxonomy places the organism in Eukaryota, Metazoa, Arthropoda, Thecostraca, Pollicipedomorpha, Pollicipedidae. The transcript has 17 exons. Gene Ontology annotation, molecular function: protein binding. The record is from RefSeq and is a predicted model, not a curated record. Bases 1 to 2982 code for a protein of 993 amino acids.
AUGCUCGCCACCGCCUGCUUUGAAGGUCGGCUGGACGCGCUGGGCGCUCGGGGCUGUGCCGGCACCGACUACUUCCCGUCAGGUCAGGGCGUGUUCUCGCAGGGACAGCCGCACGGCCCGGGCCAGGUGACAUACCCGCAGGGCGCGCGGGACGCCGGCCUGUGGAGCCGCGGACGGCUGAUCCGCCUGCUCGUGCCGUCCCCGGCGGCCGUCCGGUUCGACCUGCUCCUCACCGGACACUAUGUCGGCUGGUACGAGCGGCGCGUGCUGCACGUGCGGGAGCCGGAGACCCAGCUGGAGACGGUGCUGAAGAGCCUGGAGGGGGGUCGGAGCGUCGCCGACUGCCCGCCGGAGCAGCUGGACCGGCUGACCAACCCGAAGCUGCGCGACCGACGCACUGCCGGCUUUCCCAGCCACCGGUACAGCUCCGCAGCCCGGCCACUGGCUCCAGUCCACAUGCUGGCCUGGAACGACACGACUGCGCUCUGCGAGGUCCAGGAGCACACCUACCGCACAGAGAAGACGGGCAGGUUGGACAUGGAGGUGGUCAGUGUGCACAUGCAGGAGCUUCUGCGGCCUGACCGCGUCGGGCAACUGCCCAGCGGUCGGCUGGAGCGGAUGCGGGGUCACGCGGCAGCCGUGAACACGCUGCUGGACCACGGCGCUGACGUGAACCACGUGACGGACGAGGGCGUGUCGGCACUGAGCGUGUGCCUGGCGCUGCACCACCCCGACUACGCCACCAAGUACCACCUGGACCAGCUGGCCGUGUUCACUUACCCGGACCUCACACAGGAGUUCGCCGGCGUGGUGGAGUGGCACGGCGGCGCGGACGUGCCGCGGGACUCGACGCUGCCCGAGGGCUCCACGCCGCGAGAGAGGUCGGUGCCGCCCGAGGGCUCCGCGCCGCCUGAAGGGUCGGAGCCGCCCGAGGGUUCCGCGCCGCCAGUUGGCUCCGCACCGUCCGAGGGCUCGGAGGCACCGGAGUCCGAGCCCGACUGCUCGCAGGGACGCACCACGCCGCCCGACUGGGCCGCCGGAGGCCUGGAGGACGCCCCGGAGGUGAUGCGGCGCGCGACGCUGACUCAGCUUGACACAGCCCGCACUGAGGGCGGCGGCGGGCCACCGUCGGGCGCGCUCCGGUGCUGCCCCUCUCUGGACCGCGUGCCGGAGGCGGUCGGACGCCACGAGAGCCGCCAGGAGACGGCCGUGCGCCUUAUCGAGGCGUUCUGCUCGGGGACGGAAGGCAACUGGAGGGAGGCCGAGUAUUCCACGCCCUCUCCCAGAACGGUGGACGCUCUGCCGAUGAUAAAGCUGCUGCUGCGGCGCGGAGCGAGCCCCGAGGCCAGCAAAGUGCCGUUCCCGGCCGUGCACCACGCCCUGCUGGCCGACGACAAGCCGCUGCUGGUCACACUGCUAGCGGCUGGGGGCGACCCCAACAGCAGGCUGUCGCGCCAGCUGGGAGGUCUGGCGCCGCUGCACGUCUCGUGCGCGCUGCCGGGAGAGGACUGCCUGAAGAUGACCUCACUCCUGCUGGCCCGCGGCGCCGACCCGAACGUCACCGCCGACCCGACCGAGGCGCUGCUGGACGUGGACGUGCUGCAGCGCCGUCAGCUCGCUCUGCCGCAGCCGCUGACACCUCGCACCCCGCUGCACGUGGCCUGCGACCGGCCCGGGCCCACCUACGAGGACAGGGUGGUCAACCGACGCCUGAUGGACCUGCUGGAGGGCGCCGGCGCCGACGUCGAGGCGCUCUGCAACGGCCACACGGCCAUGACGCUGGCGCUGCGCGGCGGCGACAUGACGCUGGCCGUGGACCUGAUGACUCUGCUGACAGCGCCGCCACACCACCUGAAGGGCGCCCAGCGCAGCCAGAAGAAGCAGCGCGAGGCGUUCCUCGACUUCCUCGCCGACCUGCUGGCCGACGAGCUGAUGCGUCACGAGCAGAUGGCGCCGCUGGUCAACGAGGGCCUGUUCGAGGAGGCCGACGUGGCGACGGCCGAGCUGGCUGGUCGGGAGGAGUCCGGCGCCGACCCGCGCGCGCCCCGCGGCGGCGCCGAUGGGCAGCGACGCAAGCGCACCAAGCGGAAGCGAGUGCUAUUAUCGGCAGAGUGCUUCUGCCCGCUGUGCGACCGCGUGCUCGGCAAGUGCUUCAAGGGCUGUCCAAACUACGGUCUGCCGUCUCCCAAGCUGAUGUCGGCAGAGCUGGCUGAGCUGGACACGGCAGACAUCGACUACGGAUCGGACCUCGAGGCCGACUUGGACGAGGACGAGGACGGGACGAGAAGGGGCGCACGUGGCCGGCAGCGGCGCAGGCGGCGUGCAGAGGCAGCAGAAGGGAGCGCGGAAAUGCGGGUGGAAGUGGGUGCUCUGCUCGGUCCUGACGGCAAGCCGCUGAAGUGCGCUGCUUGCCACAAGAACAUCAAGCGGCGGAAGAUCCUGUGCUCCGCCUGCAAGCAGGUCAUAUACUGCAGCAAGCAGUGCCGUGCCAGCGACUGGGACAAGAAUCACAAGAAUACCUGCCCGGCGCGCAGUCAGAUGUCGCUGGCGCGCAUACAGAGUUCGGUCACCAGCCAGGUGUCCGGCGCGACCCGACUGACAUCUGGCGCCAGCUCGCGAAAGAAACGCCAGGAGUCCGGCCGCCGGGCGGACGGCAAGCGAAAGAAGGGCAAAGGUGGGAAAGGCGACGGCGAAGACCGGGACGGCCGCCGCGGCCGGCGAGGCCACUCGCUGGACUCUGGCGAGGCAGGGGACGGAGAAGGCGGGCGGCGCAGGCGCGGGCACGGACCACCGCGCGGCGCCCGCUCCCUGGACGCCCGCCACCCUGGGCACUCGGGCCUGACGCCGAUGAAAAUGCCCCCCGGGCUGGCGGCCUUCCUCAGCCAGUUCCAAGGCUUCCACAUCGGCGCCUGUCGCCACCUGAUCCUGGGAGAGUGGUACGAGGACGACUGCAAGAUGAAGCAGAACUACAGCUUUAUUUAAGCUCCAGACUGAUGCUCUUGUAGCAUCGCUAACGCGUGCUGUCCAGUGCCCUGUUCUGUGCCGUUCCUUGAAACGACGAAGUCUUUGCUUUGCUUCGUUGAAUAAAGUUUAAAUCCGUUGCUG